UUUUCUAUUCAAGACAUGGAUAUCAAAAACUCACCAUCGAGCCUUAACUCUUCUGCCUCCUACAACUGCAGCCAAUCUGUUCUCCCACUGGAUCAUGGCCCCAUCUAUAUCCCUUCCUCCUAUGUAGAGAGCCGCCAUGAAUAUUCAGCCAUGACAUUCUACAGUCCAGCUGUGAUGAAUUACAGCAUUCCCAGCAGUGCCACCAUCUCAGAAAGUGGGCCUGGUCGGCAGACUGCAAACUCCAAUAUGUUGUGGCCAGCUCCUGGACAUCUCUCUCCUUUAUCUCUUCAUUGUCCCCCAUCUCUCCUGUACGCAGAGUCUCAAAAGAGUCCGUGGUGUGACCCGAGAUCACUAGAGCAUGCCUUCCCGAUAAGCAGAGAGGCGCUGAAAAGGAAGAUUAGUGGGACCAGUUGCACCAGCCCAGGCUCUAGUCCAAGUUCAAAGAAGGAUGCCCAUUUCUGUGCUGUCUGCAGUGAUUAUGCAUCUGGGUAUCACUAUGGAGUUUGGUCAUGUGAGGGAUGUAAAGCCUUUUUUAAAAGGAGCAUUCAAGGACAUAAUGAUUAUAUUUGUCCAGCAACAAAUCAGUGUACAAUAGAUAAGAACAGGCGCAAAAGCUGCCAGGCCUGCCGUCUUCGGAAAUGCUAUGAAGUUGGGAUGGUCAAGUGUGGAUCCCGGAGAGAGAGGUGUGGGUAUCGCAUCCUGCGUAGACAGAGGAAUUCAGAAGAGCAACUGCAUUGCCUGAGUAAAGUCAAGAGAAGUCCUGGCCAUGUGACCCGAGUGAAGGAGCUGCUGCUGAGUGCCUUGAGUCCAGAGCAGCUGGUGCUCACCCUCCUGGAAGCAGAGCCCCCGCAUGUGCUUGUCAGCCGCCCUAGCACCCCCUUCACUGAGGCUUCCAUGAUGAUGUCCUUGACCAAGCUGGCCGACAAGGAACUGGUGCAUAUGAUUGGUUGGGCCAAGAAAAUUCCAGGCUUUGUGGAACUCAGCCUGUAUGACCAGGUGCGGCUCUUGGAGAGUUGCUGGAUGGAGGUGUUGAUGGUGGGUCUGAUGUGGCGAUCCAUAGAUCACCCGGGCAAGCUCAUCUUUGCACCAGAUCUCGUCCUCGACAGGGAUGAGGGGAAAUGUGUCGAAGGAAUUCUGGAAAUCUUUGACAUGCUUCUGGCAACAACCUCAAGGUUUCGUGAAUUAAAACUUCAACACAAAGAGUAUCUCUGUGUCAAGGCCCUGAUCCUUCUCAACUCCAGUGUGUAUCCCUUAGCCGCAGCGGCCCAGGAGGCUGAGAGUGGCCGGAAGCUGACACGCUUGCUCAAUGCUGUGACAGAUGCCCUGGUCUGGGUCAUCGCCAAGAGUGGCAUCUCGGCCCAGCAGCAGUCCAUGCGCCUGGCCAAUCUCCUGAUGCUCCUGUCCCACGUCAGACAUGCCAGUAACAAGGGCAUGGAGCACCUGCUCAGCAUGAAGUGCAAAAACGUGGUCCCAGUCUACGACCUGCUGCUGGAGAUGCUGAAUGCUCACACGCUCCGCGGGUACAAGUCCUCGGUGGCAGGAUCUCUGGAUAGCCUGGCUGAGAGUCAGAGCCCAGAGGACUCCCAGAACACGCCGCCUCAGUCAGGUCCAGCUCUGCGGUGA
Messenger RNA from Suncus etruscus (white-toothed pygmy shrew), 1623 nucleotides. It is a transcript of the gene ESR2, whose product is annotated as estrogen receptor 2. Lineage: Eukaryota; Metazoa; Chordata; Mammalia; Eulipotyphla; Soricidae. The coding region runs from base 16 to 1623 and encodes 535 amino acids. The transcript is spliced from 8 exons. Gene Ontology annotation, molecular function: nuclear receptor activity; zinc ion binding; steroid binding. Gene Ontology annotation, cellular component: nucleus. Gene Ontology annotation, biological process: regulation of DNA-templated transcription; cellular response to estradiol stimulus; estrogen receptor signaling pathway. The record is from RefSeq and is a predicted model, not a curated record.